This is a messenger RNA of Galdieria sulphuraria, 3165 nucleotides long. Its product is annotated as AAA-type ATPase. The transcript has a single exon. The record is from RefSeq and is a predicted model, not a curated record. Gene Ontology annotation, biological process: protein import into peroxisome matrix. Bases 15 to 3128 code for a protein of 1037 amino acids. Gene Ontology annotation, cellular component: peroxisomal membrane; peroxisome; cytosol. NCBI's taxonomy places the organism in Eukaryota, Rhodophyta, Bangiophyceae, Galdieriales, Galdieriaceae. Gene Ontology annotation, molecular function: ATP binding; ATP hydrolysis activity.
UCAAAUUUCAGUUGAUGCAACUAAGGGUUCAUAUAUCAAAGGAAAAAGAUGCAGAGACCUUUGUUAGUCUUCCUCGUAAUUUGGUAGCUCCACUUUUAAAUUCCAAGGCUGUGGAUUUAGAACCUAUUGUAAUACCUUUGAAGAUAUCUUGGAACGUCAGUCAAAGUUUUCAAGGAGGUCUUUUUUCUCGCAGUGGAGACAACAACCACAGUAAAGGAAUAAGAGUCGCAUAUGUUGCAUGGAGUGGCAGUUCUAGCUCUCAGUUGCAGACUUUUGAAGUAGGCUCACUACUGGCCGAAGUAUUGCAGCUAGAAGAGGACCAAAUAGUUCAAGUGGAGCCAGUGGCGCCAAAGGAUUGUCAAAAGGCCACACGAGUUUUUCUACAGACUGUCAGUGAUGAGGACUGGAGUCUUGUAGCGUUACAUAGGGACUAUCUUGAAGAGGUAUUGCUUAAUCAAGUGAGGUUGGUUUCACUGGGUCAAACUAUUCCCAUAAGACUUAGUGGAAAUACACAAGUACUAUUGGUAGUUACAGACGUCUUACCAAGAAGUGCUUGUAGUUUGUUAGAGUACGAUAGUAUACUUCAAGUAGAACCUCCAUCUUCGUUGCCUCUGGAAAGUCAUGGUUCCUCCGACACAAAGAAAACUACAACAAAAGGCCUGAAUACAAGGGACUCUAAAAGUAGAUCCCGUAUAUUUCGCAUUUUAUACACUUACGACGAAAGAUAUUAUUAUGGCGUUCUCAUGCAUCCUAAGACAGCCCAUACACUACAACUUGGUGAAGGUGACUUUUUACAGUUAACAGACUCAGAGGCUCACGUAAUAUCACGCGUCAGUUUGGAUUCUUCGGUUCCUUUGUCUCAUGUCAUGUUGCAUUUUUAUCAAGCAGUAGUUGUUGGAUUUAGAAAUGGCUCGAGAGCAUUUGCACUUCCUGUGAAAGAAGACAAGACUCGUACCCCGAAAAGUAUACUUUUAUACACUUUCAUGGAUAACAAAGGACUUGAUAUGAAUGAAGAAGGCAGUCGUCAGUGGUUGAAAGAUGCUUUGUCUAGCAUUCAUUCUGAACAUUUACUUUGUACGAAUCGUAUAUGGAUAUCCAAUCCUCACUCACAAAUAACUGCACAAGCUCUUUUAUGUUUUGAUGAACAUCGACUAGAAGAAGAACUCCCUAUUUCUAAGCAUGAUGAACCGUGGCAUCCCAAAAGUGAUGUUGAAGAGUCGCCAAAGAGCAUAAAGUCAUCUAAUGAUAUAUUGCAAGAAUCUAAUAGUUACUUUUCUUUGGUUCAUUACCGCCUUGAUAUUCGUAGCUGCCAAGAUGUAGUCAUUCAUCGAGCAACUUUGCCUUCCAAAUGGCUGUCUGCUUUGGAACAAAUGAAACUUAUCUCAAAAAGAGUUUUGUAUUUAGACCAAAUGAAGGUGAUAGGAGAAGCUCCGCAAGAAAUAUUGAAGUGUCUAUACGACCAUUUAUCGCCUAUUUUUUCAUAUUAUGAUCCUUAUGUGUUACAAGAGCAUCAUUUGGAUACCAUUGCUCCUCCGUUUGACGUAAAACCAGCUUGUUGUCACUUUUUUCAUUGUCCAUCAGGUUAUGGAAGUACUUUCUUGGUUGCCAAGUUGGAAAGGAAAUUUGUUCAACGCUUACCUAAUCCUGUUCAAGUUAUAUCUUUGCACCUGAAUAUCCAUGCUGGAGAGCCUUGGAAUCAAACCUGCAAUCGAAUCCGUGAUACAUUUACGUUGGCUUAUCGUUGUCGACCCUCUUUGAUUAUUUUCUUUGAUAGCCAAGAAAUGUUUUGUCAUUCCUCCCAAAAUUCACCUGAAGAAAGGGAUGUUUGUAAGGAGAGCCUAGAAGCAUUGGUAAUCGAGUAUAUCGAAGCAUGUUUUUAUUUAGGUGGAAUCGCAAUAUUGUUUGUUUCCAAGCAACCGUUGAUCAACUAUCCCACAAAAUUUUUACAGGCUGGUUUGUUUGCAGAAACCUUUACCUUAGAUUCUUUAACUAUGGAAGAUAAAAUGGCAAUACUCAAAGAAGAGUUGAAAGAUAUGCAAAUAGAAUCAUUUGUUUGGGAGCAUUUGCAAGGUGCUUUAGAUGGUUGUUCGAUAAAAGAUCUCCAGCGAUUGGUUCGUCGACUAAUUUUGUUUGCCGAUACAAAUUGCAUCAUCACAGAAGAAGUCGUAACCAAAGCAUUAAAUGGCUUUAAACCUGUUGCAUUUAUGGGUCAAGCUUCUAGUAGCCACGAAGAGGAGUCGGAAGCUAAGGAUUUCAGUCAAAUCGGUGGUUUAUAUCAAGCAAAGGAACUCAUUAAAGACAUUUUAGAGUUGCCACUGAAAUAUUCGAAAUUAUUUGCUUCAGCUCCUAUUCGAUUGGCCUCUGGUGCUUUGAUCUAUGGCCCUCCAGGUUGCGGAAAAACUUUACUUGUUCGAGCCGCUGCCAAACAGUUCCAUCUUCGCAUGAUCACCGUGAAAGGUCCAGAAUUGUUGAACAAAUAUAUUGGUGCCAGUGAAGCUGCUGUUCGUUCAUGUUUUCAUAGAGCAGCUUCUUUAGCACCUUGUAUUUUGUUUUUCGAUGAAUUGGAAAGUUUGGCUCCACAACGUGGCAGUGACUCUACUGGUGUUUCGGAUAGAGUGGUCAAUUCGUUGUUGGCAGAAUUGGAUGGAGUUGAACCUCUUCAAAAAGGAGUUUUCGUUAUCGCAGCAACAAGUAGACCAGAUCUUGUGGAUUCUGCUUUACUAAGGCCUGGUAGAUUGGAUAAAUGGAUACAAUUGGAUAUACCAACGAUGGAAGAAAGGAAGGAAAUUUUUUCCAUUUUAUUAAAUUCAUUAUCUGAGAAAAUAGAUUUGGAGUAUUUUGCCAGAACAACGGAAGGUUACACAGGUGCUGAUUUGCGGUCAAUUGUAUCCAAUGCUCAUUUGAAACGAUUGAAAAGGAAUUUGCAUGUAAAUCAUGUGGAGACUGAGCAAGAAGAGGAUGUUGUGGGUGAUGGAAUAGAUCAAGACUUGAAGGAUUCGUUGAGAGAAAGCGUGGCAUCUUUGAGCAUCCAAGAAAGAGAGAAAUAUGCACGUAUUGCUAAGAAAAUGACACGAAAGGAUGGAAGCGCUAUGCAUGGAAGUCACAAGGCCCGAGUUGCCUUGCAGUAAUGAUUUGGAUGUCUUUGAGUGAACAGUGAUGCCAAGU